AUGGCUAGUGGUGAUCAAUAUAGUACAGGUAAAACAGAGGCUUCUUUGGCACAGGAGAGUUCUAUAAAUGAUGCCUAUUCUGCACCUGAAUCACGAUUCGAGUGUCCUAUUUGCUUAGCCUGGUUGAGAGAUCCAGUUUUAACUUCCUGUGGUCAUCGUUUUUGCAGAAGUUGUAUAUAUUCUUGGUUAGAAAGAGAAAGUGCUUGUCCUGUUGACAACAUGAAACUGAAGAAGGAAGAUAUAUUCCCAGAUAAUUUUACAAGGCGAGAAAUCUCACAGCAGAGGACCAAAUGCCCAAAUAUAGUACGUGGUUGUCUAGUUGAACUUUCUCCUUUAGAUGUUGAGUCACAUUUGUUGGUUUGUGAAUACAAAACACCAGAGCUGCCUGAUAAUGAGAAACUUCGUUGUUCCUUUGUUGAUGUGGGUUGUGAUGAAAAAUUUGAAGAUGAACCUGAAUUACAAAGGCACCUGGAGCAGCAUAUUCAGAAGCACUUGACAUUGCUCUCUCAAGCAUAUUCAAAAAUGACAGCAAACAGUAAUGCAGUUGCAAGUUCUUCUGGUAUAGCUCAGCAAGCUAAUUUUUGGGACCCUCCUGCCAAAAAUGAAACCCCCUCUGGUAUACUAGAUGAUAAUCUCCAAAGCUUGCUAAGAGCACUAUAUGAAAAAAUUGUAUUUCUGGAACAGAAAUCUAGGGAGCAAGACAUUAUCAUAGCCAAUAUGUCUGAGCAAAUUUCUUCAAAUAAUCUGUCCAUGUCAAAAUUGCAUCAUAGAUAUUGCAAUGGUUCAUUCUUGUGGUAUUUCAAUGACUUCAAAAACAAAAUAAAUGCAAUGAGAGAGAAUCCUCAUCUGAUGCAUUACAGUACUGGAUUCUAUACUUCUGUGAAUGGUUACAAGUUAUGUGUGAGACUGAAUUUAUCUCCCAAAGACAACAAUUAUCUGGCAAUUUUGAUACAUGUCAUGAAAACUGAUCAUGACCAAACUCUAGAUUGGCCUUUCAGUGGACGGCUGACAAUAGCUUUGAUUCAUCCAAUGCUAUCCUAUAAAACUAUUAAAGAAACCAUGAUGACACGUCCAGAAUUAGAUGCAUUUAAACGCCCUGUACAAGAUUUGAACCCAAAGGGUUUUGGAUAUACUGAAUUUGCCCUCUUAGAGGAACUGAUAGACCAAGACUUCAUUCACAACAAUCAGUUGCUGAUCAAAGUUCAAGCCCAACCUGUAUAG
Phaedon cochleariae (mustard beetle) is the source of this 1221-nucleotide messenger RNA. The record is from the annotation of a GenBank genome assembly. NCBI's taxonomy places the organism in Eukaryota, Metazoa, Arthropoda, Insecta, Coleoptera, Chrysomelidae.